AUGACAUACCACACUCUGAACAAGAAUGAUUUUAUUAGUUUCCAACGUGAGCGUAUGUCUCUACUUCAUCAAGUUUGCAGUGGCGUGGUUGCCGCUAAUGACAUGGAUCACAAUCAAUUAUUUUCCGACCUUCUUUCUCAUAAAGAUUUAUGGGCGUUUCCAACGCGCCAUGGAUCUCUGGACAAGCUGCGCACUACGUGCCUGUAA
Plasmopara halstedii is the source of this 207-nucleotide messenger RNA. RefSeq lists its product as uncharacterized. The coding region runs from base 1 to 207 and encodes 68 amino acids. The record is from RefSeq and is a predicted model, not a curated record. The transcript has 2 exons. Lineage: Eukaryota; Oomycota; Peronosporomycetes; Peronosporales; Peronosporaceae.